ACGCCACAGUCUUGUCUCAGCGCUUGGCACUAGAACACGGAUAAUUUCCAACGGAAGAACAGGAAGGCACCCAGAGCGGAAAAGGAUCCAUGUUUGCCGCAGCCGUGGGCUAUGGCUAUCUGCUGGUCUACUUGGUCUGCCUGAUCUGCUGGUCAGGCGAUGCCUAUCCGGCCAGCAACAGUUAUAGGGAUUUGGAUAUCUGCAAUCACUGGGAUGGCAGGAGGCACUUCCUGGAGCUGGGCUCCCCGGCCGGAGAGCUUCACGCCCGCAAUGUGAGCAACACCGCCUACAGGAGCUCCCCGCUGGGCUUCAAAAACGAUGCUGUGGCGGGUGAUGUGUGGUACCAGUGCAGCCUGGAGCUGGUUACCUGCGCCGAGUGCGUCAUCCGGGUCACUUUCACGUAUGCCAACUUCUCCAAGAGCUGCGGCAACACGGGCGGCAAGUCCAGCAUGUGUCCCUGCGAGCACAUCCAGUUCUCGGAACCGCCCUAUGACUCCACAAUCUCCGGACAAGAGUUCUGCGGGGAUGGAAAGGUCUUCCGCAGCAAAACCAGGACCCUGCAACUUAAGUUCUUCUACAGGGCCACCAAUUCCCAUGUCUUUUCGCUGCAAUACUUCUCAGAACGUAACGUGCGGAUAGUUAGUGGUUCUCCAAAGCAAUCCAUUGUGGGGAAUGGAAACACAAAGCACCUGCCGCAGGUUAUCUCCACUCCGUACUUUCCCAUGCCAUAUCCCCGGGACUACGGUAUCGAGCACAUCCUCACCUGCGAAGCUGACAAUUGCCAAGUGCGUCUGGACUUUACGGACUUCCAACUGGGUCUCGCCUCCACUCUGGAGAUAUUCGAUUCCAAUGGCCAGAUGUUGGACUCAUAUACGGGAGAACACUUCCGGCCGCCCAUCACAGUGAGCACCGGGAAGUCCUUGCUUCUUCAGUUCCGAGGAAAUGCAGCCACCGGAGUGGGUUUCCGGGCAGAAGUGAGCUUCGUUUCAUCCAAGCAGCUUAAGGAUGAGCGGCUGGUACCCUAUACGGAUUGUGGCGGAAUGGUAACUGGACCUGGUGGUGCCAUAACCAUGAUGAACAUGAUCGAAAAUGCCACCGAUGUACGGCUCUUCGACUGCAUCUGGAUCAUCAAGCCGGGCAACAACUACAUGAUGAUGAAGACCCACAUUUCCCUGCGGGUGGAGGACUUCUAUGGAAUGGCAGCACGCUCGGAACUAACCAUCCGCCAGGGCACCACCUCGGACGCCGUAGAAAUCGAAAACGUAAUGUGGCCCAACAAUGGCCUCAGCAAGGAGAGCCACAUAGCUCCCAUCCUAACAGGAUACUAUAUUCGGUUGAGGGGAGUGUUUGGGAUGUCCUCCAAACUGGCCAUCGUCUACAGCGUGUUCAACUAUUUGAAUUGCUACAUCGGCUCGGAGUUCCUGUGCGGGAACAACCACUGCAUCUCCAUCCGGCUGCACUGCGACGGCUUUGAUCAUUGCGGCGAUGGCAGCGACGAGCCGGACACCUGCGAAGAGGAUUGGGCCCACCUGCACCACGAUCGUCGCUGGUACUCCCACAAGCCAAACUACUACUUCCCCAAGAUGGACCAAUAUCCGGAUCUUAAGACGGCAACGGGUAUUUUCAUCAUAAGUACCUUGGGUAUCUUCGGAGUGCUCUCCGGUUGGAUGGUUAUCCUUUAUCGCAUGGGGGUGAGGGCACGUCACCAGAGGGAGCUCCAGAGCCACCUGCAGACUAUCAGCGAGCUGCUGGACCGACAGGACGAGGAUCGGACGCCCGACGAACCACCCAGCUAUGAAGCUCCGCCGGACUACGAGGAGGUUAUUAAGGUGGGAAUGCAGCAGGAGCUGCGGGAGCCUCGUCGCCAAAGACGUGGCCGUCGUCCGCCGCCCAGAGAUCGCAGUUGUAGUCGCGCGGCCAGUAACUGCACCAUGCAAUCCGUAUUGCCACUUCAUCGUAGCUGCAGCCUGGAAAGGGAUUCGGAACAGCCGAGUACGUCGGCAGCGGCGAUGACCCACGCGGUGGCCUCCACCGACACCACAGAGGACGCGAAGCAGCAGAGUCAGGCGAUGGCUCAGAGGAUGCUCAUGGCCACGGCUAUAUGUGAGUCCCAUUUGCAGGCGCUGCAAGCUCGUCUCUCGCGGCAGCAAAGGAGCCAGGGAUCCGCCACCAAUCCGUGGGGGUUUCAACGGGCCCAGCACCGGUAUCCGCUAGGGGUGAACUAUCCCCAACCGCUCAGCCAGCAGCCACGACGCCCGGGAGCACGGCGGAUGAGUCCACUCAGGGAGACGACGACUCCCUCAACAUUUCACUCACUAUAGGCCUGCCCUCCACCACGGUGGGGAGUCCCGUGACCACCACCCAGAAUCCGAACAUGAAUCUAAACCUGGAGCAGAUUGGCAGCAACUGCACAGAGCACACUUACCUGAAGCGAUCCUGGUUGGUGGUCCAGCAGAUGCCGCCUGGACGGUGUUACAGGGCGCAGCGUCUCCGUCACACUUUCUCCUCCCCGGAGGCAUUCUCGGCCGAUGAGCUUCACCUGCCCUAUCCGGAUUUCCUGAGCUACGGCACCAACCUUCCCCACGAACGGAGUAGCAGUAACUUUGGUUCGGAACUAUCGCGGGAUCCCUCCAGCUACAGCGUGGGGAAAAGAGCCCGCAUGAUCACCAGCGAAGCCAGUGGUUCGGAUACCAUAACCAAUGAUUCGGAGAACUCCAACAGAAUCCUCCAAACUCACACGACAGAGCUGACGACUUCCAAUCACAGCGAGAGCGAUAGCGAGGCAGAGCAGCAGGUAUCCUGCUUUGGAGCUCAACGACCAAAGAGACGCAACCAUGGUCAUGUGCGGAGCCGGUCCUUCAGCAACGCCAGGGCUGGGGGAAGUGCUGGGAGAAGGCGACUCAUCCAACGUAGCUCAUCUGCCGAUCUUCUAAUGAACUACGCCACCAUGGCGGUGUCCACGCCACAGAAGAGAGCUGAUGGAGCGCAGCGUUUGUUCUUCAUUUGAAGGAUUCGACGGAGAGGUGGAUAAUGGAACGAUAGUAUUACAGCCAGGUGUGAUUCUGGGAUCUGGUCACAGUUGUUAGGAACUGUUUAUGAUUUAAAUAUGAUUAUGUAACAAGCCGAAUGGAAAUAAAACUAAAUAUUUAGCAUUUUA
Messenger RNA from Drosophila ananassae, 3157 nucleotides. RefSeq lists its product as uncharacterized. Gene Ontology annotation, molecular function: protein binding. The transcript has 6 exons. NCBI's taxonomy places the organism in Eukaryota, Metazoa, Arthropoda, Insecta, Diptera, Drosophilidae. The record is from RefSeq and is a predicted model, not a curated record. The coding region runs from base 90 to 2321 and encodes 743 amino acids.